CACCCCGCGGCAGUGCCUCCCGAACCCUCCCAGAGAUGGGACGCUCGCUCGCCGCCCUACCGUCUACCACGACCACGACACGAGCUUACACUCAAACACAUAGAUGAAUUCGAUGACAACUACCACUCAUGUGAAUGCCAAGAUGACUCUUUUUAUACGUUUAUAUUGUGUCAUAUGGAUAGCGCUAUUGACUUCAUGCAGCAGCACGACAGGUCGGGAAUUACCUACCGGGCAAAAUGUAGUGUCAGUAGCGCCUAUAGAAGUUCCCGACGAAUCCAUGUAUCCGAGGUUCGCCGAGCCAAUUCCGAACGUCACGGUGACAGUAGGCAGAGACGCCUUGCUCGCCUGUGUCGUCGAUAACUUACGAGGGUUUAAGGUGGCAUGGGUCCGAAUGGACACGCAGACGAUUCUGAGCAUCCACCACAACAUCAUCACGCAGAACCCGCGCAUCAGCCUGUCGUACAACGACCACCGCUCGUGGUACCUGCACAUCAAGAGCGUGCAGGAGGUGGACCGCGGCUGGUACAUGUGCCAGGUCAACACCGACCCCAUGCGCUCCAGGAAGGGAUACCUGCAGGUAGUUGUGCCGCCAUCAAUCAUCGACAACAUGACAUCGACGGACAUGGUGGUGCGUGAGGGCUCCGACGUGACCUUGGUGUGUCGCGCCAGCGGCUACCCCGAGCCCUACGUCAUGUGGCGCCGCGAAGAUGGCCAGGACUUCAAUUAUAAUGGAGAAUCAGUAAGCGUUGUGGACGGAGAAACCCUAACCAUAGCCAAGGUGUCUCGACUCCACAUGGGGGCGUAUCUAUGUAUAGCAUCGAACGGGGUGCCGCCGUCCAUAAGCAAGCGAAUUAUGCUAAUGGUGCAAUUUCCACCGAUGUUAUCAAUACCAAACCAGUUGGAAGGAGCAUACAUAGGUCAAGAUGUUACCCUGGAGUGUCACACCGAAGCAUACCCCUCCUCAAUAAACUACUGGACCACCGACCGGGGAGAUAUGAUCAUAUCUGAAAUGGAAAUUAUAGGUGGCAAGUACGAAGCUUUUCCCAUGGACAGCGGCUACAACAAGUUCAUGAUGCUCAAGAUAAGAAACAUUACCAAGGAAGAUUUUGGCUUCUACAAGUGUAUAGCCAAGAAUUCUCUAGGAGAGACUGACGGCAUUAUUAAAUUGGACGAAAUACCGGCGCCACCUUCAGCGUUUUCCACGACGCCAAAAGUAAUUUUGGACAACCAAACAUUCAAGAAAAAAGGACGUCAAGAAAACUCUGCUUCCAAUGAUGCUGUAAGUUCCAACUUUCAAGGAGAAGUCUACGGUGAACAAAUACGGACAUAUGGUUUCGGUGACGAAGAAAGCUCAUCUAAUGUCUGGAGAAGCAGUAUAAUUUACGUAUUUAUUUGUAUUUGUUUCAUUCACCUGAUGAACACAUUAAGAAAUUGUAAACUGUCUUGAUGAUUCAUUUGUACUUAAACAGCUAUAACUAUAACUUUCACAUUAUUAAAUUAACCGUAAAAAUCUUUGUCUCUUUUCUCGUGAGCUGAACAGACAAUAAGUACGUAUUGUAUUUCGUUAAUUUAUACUUAUGGUACACAGUUACACUUUGUUUUCGAUAUACCUAUACCUAAAUUGGAUACGUGCGUAUCAAUAUUUCAGGAUGUCCAUUGAAAGUUUAAAGGAGCUCUGGGAUGCUGCUGUAAUAACAUUUAUCUAAUUAACAUAUUCAACACACACCUUUUUCCAGUUUUGAUCUUAAUUUAAACGUAAUGCCGAAUUUUGUACGAUUAAGCUUUAAAAUUCAAUUAAUUUAUUAAUUGAAUAUUUACCUAUUCCACGUUUACGUUUUUUAUAAAUACAGGUUGCCAGCGUCUUCGUUUCCCAGUAGGUAGUCCUAGUUAACAUCUAUGGUUAACAGUUCAUGCACCUUCCAUUACCUAUUAUUUACCGAGAGAAAGUUUUUAAACAAUCCCUCUAAAAAAUCCUCCACCACGUAUUAUUACCUAUAUGUGUAUACCUAUAUGUGUAAACGUACACACAGUUUUAAAUACUUAAUAAUGAAUGCAAAAUUAUCGCGCCAAAAACAUUUUUCAAACAAAAUGUCCAAAAAUUUAAAAAAAUACAAUGUGUAAGGAGAGAAAAUACCGAAUAGAAUGUGCGCAGAACUACGACCACAAAAGGGUAGCUUUUUAAAACAGUGUGCGAGAUAAAUUCUUAACAUGCUCUUUUCAGAGUUUAUUAAUAGCAGGAAGAAAAACUAACUCUUAUAAAAAAUGGUUUGUGGAAAGCUUAUAUCCAAAAGAUAAACAAAUGCGCUGAACAGAUCAUAAUUUGUAGCAAUUCGAUUAAACAGUGUGCCAAAGAAGUUUGUCCUCGUUCUGCACACCACAUUCCGUGUAGGCCAUUGAAAUUUAAACGAAGU
This is a messenger RNA of Leguminivora glycinivorella, 2411 nucleotides long. RefSeq names its product lachesin-like. The transcript is spliced from 11 exons. Bases 104 to 1447 code for a protein of 447 amino acids. Lineage: Eukaryota; Metazoa; Arthropoda; Insecta; Lepidoptera; Tortricidae. The record is from RefSeq and is a predicted model, not a curated record. Gene Ontology annotation, cellular component: neuron projection.